Messenger RNA from Sphaeramia orbicularis (orbiculate cardinalfish), 5594 nucleotides. RefSeq names its product cytosolic arginine sensor for mTORC1 subunit 2 (gene castor2). The record is from RefSeq and is a predicted model, not a curated record. Lineage: Eukaryota; Metazoa; Chordata; Actinopteri; Kurtiformes; Apogonidae. The transcript is spliced from 10 exons. Bases 193 to 1179 code for a protein of 328 amino acids. Gene Ontology annotation, biological process: negative regulation of TORC1 signaling.
CGUCGCAGGUUUGACAGCGGGUCCGUUUUUUUUACCUCUUUGCUUUCUUUAUUCCACCCUGCUUCCCUCUUUUUCUGUGUUUAAAACGCCUUAGCCUGUCGCUCGUCUCUAUUUAUUUAUUUAUGCAUCCCCUUUGAAAGUCUUCAGCCUGUGGAAUUCUUUAGCCGUACCUCAAAUGAGAAGACGUAAAAGAUGGAGCUUCAUAUUUUAGAGCACAGCUUGAAAGUGGCGAGUAUAGAAAAAGAGGGGAUCCAGAUUUGCACUCACGGAUUAAUAAAACUCGCUUUCUUGGCCUCCAAAACAAGAUGUAAAUUCUUCAGUUUGACAGAGACUCCGGAGGACUACACCAUUAUCGUAGACGAGGAAGGCUUUAAAGAGCUGCCUGAGUCAGAGCACAUCAGUGUUGCCGACGCCACAUGGUUGGCCCUGAACGUGGUGUCAGGGGGCGGCAACGCCUCCAACUCGCAACCCAUCGGAGUCACCAAGAUCGCUAAAUCAGUCAUUGCUCCCUUGGCUGACCAUAACAUCUCUGUUUUCAUGCUGUCGACGUAUCAGACCGACUUCAUUCUGGUUCGAGAGCGAGACCUGCCCAUGGUCAUGCACACGCUGUCUUCCGAAUUCACUUUGCUGCGGGUUAUCAAUGGAGAGACUGUUGCUGCUCACAAUCUGGGAGUCACCAACGGCUUCGUGAAGCCAAAACUCGUGCCCCGUCCCAUCAUCCACCCCUUAUCCAGCCCCAGCAACAUGUUCUGCGUGACCAGCCUGGACCCAGACACACUGCCCUCUGUAGCCACUCUGCUCAUGGACGUCAUGUUUUACUCCGGCGGGCUAAAAGACACUGGGGCAUCUGGUGAGGACUCGAGCCACAUCCGCUUCUUCUCCUUCUCCCUGAUCGAGGGCUACAUCUCCCUGGUCAUGGAUGAGCAGACGACUCAAAGGUUUCCAAACAAUGUCCUCUUCACCAGCGCAUCUGGGGAGCUUUGGAAAAUGGUUCGCAUUGGAGGACAACCUUUAGGAUUUGAUGAGUGUGGCAUUGUGGCUCAAAUAUCAGAACCCCUUGCGACAGCUGACAUUCCAGCUUAUUACAUUAGUACCUUCAAGUUUGACCACGCUCUGGUUCCUGAAGAAAACAUCCAAAGUGUGAUCGGCGCUCUGAGAACCGAGAGCACAGCACAGUGAAGGAAGCAGAAGAAAAAAUGAUGAAAACGACCAUUUACAAAGUCAUUUCUUCAAAAGUUUAUCAUGUCCAAAAAGUGCCAAGAGCUUAUUAGCUGACUACUGUGGAUCGGCUCUGAGAGGACGGGAUGUAACCACAAAGAGUGGGUGGAGAACGGGGGAGUGUGACGGUGUGUUUGUUAGGGAUGCCUUUGUUACUCGGUCAUUUUCUGUACCCCCCUCCCCCCCCCCCCCCCCCCCCCCCUCCCUCCUUUCCUUUAUGGCACUUGGCCUCCACUGCCUGCCCUGGUAGUUGUUGGUUUAGUUUACCAGAUUAAUUAUGUUUCUUUUCCUCUCUGAAGCUGCUUCUACCCACUCCCUGACCCUUCAUAAAAGCACCAUACUGUAUUAGUUACAUAAAUCCUCUCAUGCAAGGAUGACGAAUGUACUCUAAAAAAGCAAAAAAAAAAAAAAAAAAAAAAAAAAAAAAAAAAAAAAAACAACAAAAAAACCCGAAAGAAAUAUAUAUAUAUAGAUAUAUAUCAAGCUCUCCGUUUUUAGUUUUGUUUUUCCACAGGUCAUUUCUCAGUGCCAAGAUGUUUGAAUGCCUAAACCGAUGCCUUUGUCAAAAUACUGUACAUGUGUGCAAUAUUAGGAGACAAUUUUGGAGACAGUUAGUGAUUUCAGACCUCCAGGUUCAGUAAUAAGGUGUGUAUUUUUUUUUUUUUUUUUUUUUUUUUGUAGCUAUUGAACAUGUUUUAAUCACUACUAGGAUCUUAAUGAGUCCCUCAGACUUUAAUUCACAGGUCUCGUGAUGCUUUGUUUGGUGAAGGAUGACGUGGAUCUGAGGUUGAUGAGGAAUUACACCUGUUUUGAUCUGAUCAAGUCAUCUGCAUUCAUACUGUGAGCAAUGUGGUCCGUUCAGCAGACAUUUUUAUCUGCAAACACGCUGAUUCUAUUAGUUUGAAAUAUUAUCACAUGUUUUGACUGGCUCAGGGUAGGUUGGAUUAUUUGAUUUGCAGAUAAAUGUAUUUCAGCUGUAGUAGAUUGAUAUUUGUGGUCCCUAGAUGAUGAGUGAUACAGACUUAACUGGUUUCCAGGAUCUUUACGUCUCAGUGAUGUUCGUAGCUUUAGGCUUGUGGGAAAUUUCUCAGCAGUAAAAGGAUGGACUAAAUUCUGUUUAGAUAGUCUUGGUUCUGGAGUGAAUUCUGGCUUUAGGGUUAAUCCCUGUUUUUGUUUUAAGGUGAAAUAGAUUUUUUUGACCCCAAAAAAAAAGAGCUUAAUAUGAAUUCAAAUCAGAAUUUAUGAGUUAAAACAAGAUCUAAACAUAUGAAAUUAAGCAGCUCUAUGGCACCAAUACAAUUUAUAUUAUUUAAGUAAAUCCUGGAUUAAAUUUGAUCACGUUUUAGUGUAAAAACAAGCAUCUAAAAGAGACGGUUAAGGUCAUUUGAGGUUAUCGUGACAAAAAAAUAACCAUAAUUCCCUAAGAUAUAAAAUAAAACUAAUAUAUUUGAUGGUGCAGUCAGGUUAUGUCAGAUUAUGCAAUUACAUUUACUAAACUGAGACAAAAAUGUAUUAAAUCCAGAUGUUUUUAUUAGCCAUAACUUUGUAUGUCUAGUGCUAAUUAGCACGUGAGCUAACACUAACAUGGAGACACUACCCUCUAAAUAUUUACAUGUUAACGCUGCAUGACAACCACCAUCCUUUUUAUUUACUUUAUUCACUCUUUAGGAUUAAAAGCAAAGUUUAAACAUUGGGCUUUAUCCCUUUUCAUGUAUGUUUUUUCCUUUUUUUCCCGACAUAUAGCCACUUGCAUGACUUUAGCUUUAGCCAAUAGCUUGUUAGCACAGCUGAACCUACAGACCGAAUGUAUGAAGAGAAUGGAAGCAGCUCUAAAGGGCAAUCAUUAUCACAUUUUUAUCCCGUUUAUAUAUUUGCUGAAAAGAUAAAUAAGUAUUAAAAAGAAUCUCCCCUCUUAUAGCUUUAUAUAGCACCUUUCACACACACAUGCAGACCAAAGUGCUUCACAUAGCAAACAGUAAUGAAAAAUACAAACAAAAAGUAGAUCGUAAUUAACCGAACUCUGCAGCCCUAAAAUAACAAUAUAACAAUUCAAUGCUUGAAACACAUGAACAGUACAUAAAAUAAACAGCAGAGAUAAAAAAGAAAAUUAUACAAGAAACUGAAAUAAAAGUGCAAAACUAAAGCUGUAACAGUACUCCAAAUUAAAAGAUAUAAAUGACAGGUUUUUAAUUUCCUUUUUGGGUGAGAUUAGUGUUUUAAUAUCCGCUCGUAAUGAACAUAACAUUACAUAAGAUAAUAUGUCUGACACUUUCUUAAUUUAAUUGUCAUUGUGGAGGGAAGUAUAUGAACGAUUUAGGAAUCAACAUUUGUUCAUCACCUCGUCUGAUCUUUAAAAUAUGUAAAUUCUAACACGUUAAUAAGAAAAUAAUCCCCGUGUACAGCCUUCUGAAGUGAUGGAAUUCACCCCUACUUCAUCAGUGACCUAAAGAAAACCAGUGAGGUGAACUUACUUCACACAGGUCGGUUUGUCGUUAAAUGAUGUGUAAUUGCCGCUUUGUUUAGUACGUAUUUUAUUUGCAAAGAUAAGAUAAAUCCAAGGGGAUGACAUUUUUAAGCACAGCACAGUAAAUUAUUGGUAAAUUAUUGGUAUUUCUGCAAUACAGCAGACAGACCGUGUUCUGUGGGUUUACAAAAGAAGGAAAACAUGUGCAUGAGGGUUUGAUGCAGUUUUUUAUCAAUUAAGAAGAUUGUUAACUAAUAUAUAUUUUAAUUAAAAACUAGUUGGAACAGAAAUAAGUUUAACGCAACUGUCAAAUCAUAUUAAAGUACAGUUCAGGAACGUUGUGGCUGGUGUGGCAGCUAAAGAGCCAAAAGUCAUGUAUCUUUAAUUUGUUUUGCUAUUGGAUGAAAAAACAUUGAUGCUGUAGUCUGAAAACCCUGAAUAUUAGAUCUGGUUCAUGGUUUAUGGAUAUAGUUUGCAUUUUAGCAUUUUAGUCACUUUUCAACAGUUGCAAAAACUUUCAGAUACAUUUUACAAAUACGUUUUGUGGCCAGAAAUAUGGGGACACCUCACAUCUAAAGCUGUAGGACUUCCCAUUCGUGUUCAAUUGACAUUGUGAUAAGAAUGUUUAUGAGUUGUGGCCAAUAAUUAAUAUCAAGUCAGGAUUUCUUUGAUUUGAUUUUCUUCCUGAAUGAGUCGAAAAACUGGUAACUUAUGAUUUAAAAUGAUUAUGAUUGAAAUGUUGUAGACUAUAUAAAACAAUUAUAAUGAUUAAAAAUUGCAGUGCAGGGUAAAAUUAAAUUUAAAAAAAAAUCUGAUUGUGGGUAACAGUGUAAACAAAAUUAAACCCUAAAAACCAAAUUAAAACUUGUAGUACAAUUAUAUCACAUUAUAAUCUUAUGUUUUAAGAUUUGUCAUCUGAAUUCAAUGUGUCCAAAUAUUUUUGCCCAUAUAGUGAAGCUGAAUUUGUUGCCAGAACAGCAAAAAGUACCUACACAAACUCUUUAUUCCAGUAGAAGUACAGAUAAUAUAAAACCAUUACUUCCAAAAAAAUAAACAGAAAUGGUAUAAUGGAAAAUGUUCUGUUCAUUACUAGAUGGUUUUUACUAAAUUUAGCCAAAACGUGACAAGUUGGAAUCAUCAUCUACUAAUAACAUACAACAGAAGUAAAUCUGAGUUAUGAACAAUCGUUGUGUCACUUUCAGCGUCUGAUGGACCACGUUGCUCACAGUUUGCAGCCGCUCCAAGAUCUGAUGAAAAAUUCAAUGUUUGCGUCAAAUAAACGACUGAGCCACUUUGACAGCGUACAAGUAUAAAACCAGUGUAAGUGUGCGAUACAUAAGCUAAGGAUCACACAGGGAAGGAAGACCCCACCCCCUCCUCCGAGCCCUGGUGUCCGUUCAGGUCUUGAAGCCCCCUCCCAUGCCCCGGUCUGCACUUUAAUGCAGGUUCGACCCCCCAGACCUGCUGUACUGAUGUGAAAACAGGGCCCUCCCUCUCUGUCUCCAUUUACUUUUCAAAGAUACUGUCCAGAUGGGGAGAUUUCUGUUGGUCUUAAAUAUUUAGUGACUACGUUUUACUUUGCUUUUUUCUUUCUUCUCUCAACACCUUGCACCUAACAAUAACUUUUCUUCUGAUCAGAUUUGAUUACCCCGUAUUUAUCAGUGUUAAAAACAUGAGAAAGUCGUUGUUCCUUCUGAUUCCAUUUCAAAGACGAACUUAAAAGCUUUUCAUUUUGAGCUUCUUGUGUGGGAAAAAAAUAAAAAAUAAACAAGCUUUUUUUUUUUUUUUGAGCUUGUUGCUUGUUCAGUUUUCUCAUUUUUACUGUCUUUACUUACAACGGGGAUUGUCCUCACACUGUUAUUUGCUCCCUAUGUGUACUUUAAUCAAUAAACUGGUGACAUUCUCUGCCAAA